AUGGCGUCCGGGGCGCCAGAGGGAUCAUAUCAAUAUGAAAUCAAACACCACGACGCGUUGUCAGUCAACGUGCCUUUUCCCUACAUUUUUUCCUUUUCGCCGGCGGAAGCCCAGAGCGGCGGAUGAGCCAUAUUUCAACGUUAAAACUAAGUAUUAAAACUGAGCCCGGAGUCGGACAAUGUAUCCCAGUACGCUGACCCAGCUGGCCCGGGUGAACCCCUUCAGCGCCCCGCUGUUCUCCCUACAGAAGGUGGAGGAGCCCGGGCAGGUCAUGGCGCAUCAUGGAGGGCACCACCGCAGACUGGCAGCUGCUGCAGUGCCCGAUUCUGAUGUGAGCUGUGAGUUUGGCUCUAUGAAAUACUACGCCUUGUGCGGCUUCGGAGGCAUCCUUAGCUGUGGAAUAACACACACAGCUGUCGUGCCCCUUGAUCUGGUCAAGUGUCGUCUGCAGGUGAACCCUGACAAGUACAAGAGCAUCUUCAAUGGCUUCUCUGUCACAGUGAAAGAGGAUGGGGUCCGAGGGCUUGCAAAGGGUUGGGCACCCACUUUCAUCGGCUACUCCAUGCAGGGCCUGUGCAAGUUUGGCUUCUACGAGGUGUUCAAGAUCUUCUACAGUGACAUUCUUGGAGAGGAAAAUACCUACCUGUGGAGGACGUCACUCUACCUGGCUGCCUCGGCCAGUGCAGAGUUCUUUGCUGACAUUGCCCUCGCUCCCAUGGAGGCAUGCAAGGUGCGGAUCCAGACACAACCUGGUUAUGCCAACACCCUCAGAGAGUGCGCUCCCAAGAUGUAUGCCGAGGAGGGAAUGUGGGCUUUCUACAAAGGUGUGGUUCCUCUGUGGAUGAGGCAGAUCCCUUACACCAUGAUGAAGUUUGCCUGCUUUGAGAGAACAGUGGAGAUGCUGUACAAGUACGUCGUGCCUAAACCCCGCAGCGAGUGCAGCAAGCCUGAGCAGCUGGUGGUCACCUUUGUGGCUGGAUACAUCGCUGGUGUGUUCUGUGCAAUUGUGUCUCACCCUGCGGACUCAGUUGUGUCUGUGCUCAACAAGGAGAAAGGCAGCACGGCCGUCGGUGUGCUCAAGAAGCUGGGACCCAUGGGUGUGUGGAAGGGUCUGGUGGCUCGUAUCAUCAUGAUCGGCACCCUGACCGCCCUGCAGUGGUUCAUCUAUGACUCAGUGAAAGUGUACUUCCGCCUGCCCCGCCCCCCUCCACCAGAGAUGCCUGAGUCCCUGAAGAAGAAGCUGGGACUGACUGACUGAGACAUGUGGCCUUAACCUCACAUUUCACGCAGCCUUAACAACCAUCUCAGUUCUGUGUCUGUUACAAUCAAAGCUGACCUGCCACCCACCUGUCCCGGGCCUGCGGUCAGACUUGCCAAAACUGUGAAACUAGGGGACAAGUGAGAUUUGGAGGAAAGAUGAACUGAACACUAAUAGGUUUUAACACCAGACUGUAGCUUAUGAUGAUUGCUCUAAUAAAAAAAAAACA
Messenger RNA from Myripristis murdjan (pinecone soldierfish), 1487 nucleotides. RefSeq names its product phosphate carrier protein, mitochondrial-like. The record is from RefSeq and is a predicted model, not a curated record. Bases 179 to 1258 code for a protein of 359 amino acids. Gene Ontology annotation, molecular function: phosphate transmembrane transporter activity. Lineage: Eukaryota; Metazoa; Chordata; Actinopteri; Holocentriformes; Holocentridae. The transcript has 8 exons. Gene Ontology annotation, cellular component: mitochondrial inner membrane. Gene Ontology annotation, biological process: mitochondrial phosphate ion transmembrane transport.